Messenger RNA from Nycticebus coucang (slow loris), 3869 nucleotides. It is a transcript of the gene TMCO6, whose product is annotated as transmembrane and coiled-coil domains 6. Bases 2402 to 3574 code for a protein of 390 amino acids. The transcript has 11 exons. Gene Ontology annotation, biological process: protein import into nucleus. Gene Ontology annotation, molecular function: nuclear import signal receptor activity; protein binding. Lineage: Eukaryota; Metazoa; Chordata; Mammalia; Primates; Lorisidae. The record is from RefSeq and is a predicted model, not a curated record.
CACUGCGGAAGGCGCGGAGGGAGCAGCAGCUGGUCAGCAAGAGGCUGCUGAGAGACGACGCCCCGGACGAAUCCGGAGAAGGUUGUGUGGUUGCGAUCCUUGGGGAGGCAGAGGGCCAGGUUUGAACCCGCCACCUCUGGCUUAUGAGGCCAGCGCCCUACUGCUUGAGCCACGGGCGCCGCCCGGUCCGCCUUAAACUUGAACGCGAUCCCGCUACGCUUACCAUCCAGAAACCUGAGACUCAUCCGCCACAGCUCUUUGUCCCACAUCUCCAAAUCAGUCUAUCAAGUCGUGGCCUAUCUUACCUCCCAAAGAGAUCUGAGAUCUUUACAUGCCUUGCCAUCACAGCUGCCACCACCAUUUAUUCUCUUACAGCAGCCUCCUAAACACACACAGAUGUGUGUUCACCCCACAUCUAAGCUUGCUUCCCCCAGUUCGUCUCUUAAAAAUGCAAAGACCAAAAUCCUUCCUGUCGGGCAGCAGGCCCAUAUACCAGAGGUGGCAGGUUCAAAUCCAGCCAUGGCCAAAAACUGCAACCAAAUAAACAAACAAACAAACAAAAAAAACAACAAAAUCCUUACUGUGACCUGCAGAACCUACCAUGGCCUCUGCCAACUUCCAACUUUAUCAGUACUCAUCCCAGCUGCUGUCCGCUUUUCAGUUCCUGGAACAAUAUAUCAGGCUUUUCUCCAUCUUUUGCAUGUUUCUUUUUGUAUUCUGUCUUGAUAGCCUGUUUUCUGCAGAAUAUAAUCACUAAUUGUUUGCUUUUUUAUUAUCUCUCCAACUAGAUUUUUCUUUCUUUUUUUUUUUGAGACAGGGUCUCUAUUUCCUAGGCCAGAGUGCAGUGGGUUGAUCAUAGCUCAUUGUCCUGGAGCUCCUCUCUAGAGGACACUUUAAACCCAGCAAAACUUAGACCCUGUCUUAUUUGUCAUCAUUGAGAGCCUAGAUGCCUGUACAAUGUCUGGCAUAUAGUAGAUGCUCAGUAUUUAUUAAAUGAAUAAAUGAAAAGAUUUAUUCAGCAAGCAUGAGUAUCCCCCAUGUUUGUAUUGUCUAUAUUUAUAAAUAUAUUUACAAAGCACAAAUGCCUAGUUAUACUAUUUAUUCAUUGUGUGCUUGCUUUAUGCCAGGACAGUGUGCUUGGCACUGAGUUACACAAAGAUGAAAAGAUAGAGUCCCAGGCCAGGUUCGGUGGCUAAUGCCUGUAAUCCUAGUGUUCUGAGAGGCUGGAGGUAGGAGGAUCAUUUGAGGUAAGGAGUUUGAGACUAGUCUGAGCAAGAGUGAGACUCUAUCUCUACUAAAAAUUGAAAAAUUAGCCAGGCUUUGUGGUGUGCACCUGUAUUCCCAGUUACUUGGGAGGCUGAGGCAGGAGGAUCGCUUAAACCCAGGAUUUUGAUAUUUCUGUGGCUAGGCUGAUGCCACAGCACUCUAGCCUGGGCAACAGAGUGAGAUGCUCUCUUAAAAAAAUAAAAGAUAAGCUGGGCAUUGUGGCGGGCGCCUGUAGUCCCAGCUGCUCUGGAGGCUGAGGCAAGAGAAUCGCAUAAGCCCAAGAGCUGGAGGUUGCUGUGAGCCGUGUGACGUCAUGGCACUCUACCAAGGGGGAUAAAGUGAGACUCUGUCUCUACAAAUAAAUAAAUAAAUAAAUAAAAAUAAAAGAUAAAGUAAGAUAGAGUACCUUUUUUUGAAGUGCUCCAGCCUAGUGAAAGAGACAGAAUGCUACCUCUUGUCAUAUGGAAGGAAAUAUGAAGCACACAAGAAACUCAAAUCUGCCAAAGGAAGCCCAAAGAGCUAACUUUCCAGAGACAGUGAUAAGCAGAAAUCUCAAGAGAGUGGGAAUCUGGAGAGGGUAUCUCAGACAGAAUGAAUAACAUAUGCAAAAGCUUGGUAGUUUUCAAAAACAACUCAUGCUAGAUGGUGUUGAAGUGUAGAUUGCAUCAGGAGAACGGCUGGAGGGCAGGCUUUGCCAGGCUGAGAGGUUUAAGUAUUAUCCUUGACGUAACCCUGUAAGAAGACCGGGUAGAUACUGUUCUUCUUUUUUAGGUGAGGAAACUUAGGUUCAGGAUCCAUGUAGAUUAAGUGGCUUUGCUGGUUAGAACUCAGUUCUGAUUCCCACUUCUGUCUACCCCACUGUAAGGUUGGUGCUUAUUAGAUUAGCGAUUGACAAGUAUUGAGGGUAGUAUGAUACUGAAGGGUUCACAGGUGAAGUGGGCAGAGAGAAACUCAGGACUUGCUUCCUGCCAACUAUGUGUUCUCCUCUUCCUUCCCUGGGCUCUAGGUCCAGCAGUUCCUGAGGCUAGCCCAGCGGGGGACAGAGGAAAAGGACAGAGAGAGGGCUUUAGUCAGCCUUCGUCGAGGCUUGCAGCACCCUGAGACACAGCAAACCUUCAUCCGGCUGGAAGGCAGCAUGCGGACCCUGGUGGGGCUCCUGACCAGUAACCAGGCUCUGCUGCAGCUUGAGGCGGCUCGGUGCCUGCAUGAGCUCUCUCAUUCUGAGCAGUCUGCAGUGGCUGAGGCUUGCCUGCCGGCCACUUCUUACCUCCUCACCUACCUCUCCGGUCACAGCUCAGACUUCAUAGAGCUGUGUCUGUAUACACUGGGUAACCUGAUUGUGGAGAGUGAGGCUGUGAGAAGGCAGCUUCUGCCACAGGGCAUUGUUCCAGCCAUGGCUACCUGCAUCCAAUCUCCCCAUGUGGCUGUGCUGGAAGCCCUUGGAUACGCUUUGUCACAGCUUUUACAGGCUAAGGAAGCUUCAGAGAAAAUCAUUCCCCCUGUUUCUGCCAGCAGCUCCAUUCUGGGCUCUACUCUCCCUCAGCACAUGCUUCAAUUGUUGCAACCUGGUCCAAAGCUGAACCCUGGGGUGGCUGUGGAGUUUGCCUGGUGUCUUCAUUACAUCAUCUGCAGCCAGGUCAACAAUGCCCUGCUCAUCACCCAUGGGGCUCUGUCCACUCUGGAGCUUCUGCUGUUGUACUUGGCUGGGGAUAUCCAGAGAACUGAGGAUGCGGGACUGGAACUGCUGGCAUGCCCUGUGCUUCGGUGUAUAAGCAACCUUCUAACAGAAGCAGUAGUGGAGACUAUGGGAGAGCAAAUGCAACUCAGAGAUGAACGUGUUAUGGCAUCCUUAUUUAUCCUUCUGCAGUUCUUCCUCCAGAAACAGCCCAGCCUGCUUCCUGAGGGCCUCUGGCUCCUCAACAACCUUACUGCAAACAGUCCUAGUUUCUGUACCUCCUUGUUCUCCCUGGAUCUGAUUGAGCCCCUCUUGCAGCUGUUGCCAGUUUCUAAUGUGGUGAGCGUAAUGGUCCUCACAGUUCUGUGCAAUGUUGCAGAGAAAGGUCCUGCUUACUGCCGGCAGCUAUGGCCAGGGCCCCUGCUGCCCUCUUUGUUGAACAUGCUGGCUGUCUCAGACAUUGAAGUAGUGGGCCAGAGUUUGGAGCUGCUGCACCUGCUGUUCCUGUAUCAGCCAGAGGCUGUUCAGGCCUUUCUGCAGCAAUCAGGGCUGAAGGCCCUGGAAAGGCAUCAGGAGGUGGCCCAGCUCCAGGAACGUGUGCAUGCUCUCUGGAAGACAGCUCUUCAUGGGUGACCUGGCUUCUCAAUUUAUUCUGCUCCUCUUGAUUCCAUUUUUUUGCCUACUUUCUCUUAGGAGGAGAGCCUUCUGGAGUUUUAGGACCAUAAUUAGGUCUCAUGCUCUCCCAUACCAAAAGCCAAGAUUGUCAGACCCCCAGCUCUUACUCUUUAACUCAUCACUGUUCAGGCAAGGAGGACCAGAAGGGACUCAUUGACAUUCUUAUUCUGGGGCCCUGGAACCCCACCCCUCAGUUUUUUUCCUUCAAUAGAGGUAGCUUUUGAUGAGACAGAAUAAAGUUUUAUUUUUAUAA